This is a messenger RNA of Rangifer tarandus platyrhynchus (Svalbard reindeer), 201 nucleotides long. Lineage: Eukaryota; Metazoa; Chordata; Mammalia; Artiodactyla; Cervidae. The record is from the annotation of a GenBank genome assembly.
AUGUGGGCCAGCAGUGCUGGCAGGGACGCCGGCCGGGAGCGGCCGGGAGCGGCGGCCGGGCGUGCGCGCGCGGCUGGAGACUCGCUGGGGCUCCGCUCCCUGCGGGAGCUAUUGUUGGUCUCGCCGGAGCUGAGCGCGGAGCCGGGACCUGCUCCUUCCUGGGCGCUCGCCUGCUCGGGCACGCGGAGCCCCGUCGCCUAG